Fusarium redolens is the source of this 1260-nucleotide messenger RNA. RefSeq lists its product as uncharacterized. The coding region runs from base 1 to 1260 and encodes 419 amino acids. Gene Ontology annotation, molecular function: DNA-binding transcription activator activity, RNA polymerase II-specific; zinc ion binding. Gene Ontology annotation, biological process: regulation of transcription by RNA polymerase II. NCBI's taxonomy places the organism in Eukaryota, Fungi, Ascomycota, Sordariomycetes, Hypocreales, Nectriaceae. The record is from RefSeq and is a predicted model, not a curated record. The transcript has 2 exons.
AUGGACCCUGACGAAUCACCAACAGAGACAUCGGAUAAUCUGCCAACUGGCAAGAAACGGCCUCAUAAAAAGUCAAAGACCGGUUGCACCGAUUGUAGGAAGCGUCGGGUCAAGUGUGACGAGAAGAUACCAGCCUGUACAGCUUGCGUUCGACGUGACCAUGCAUGCGUCUAUCCUUCCACGGGAAUCGUCACUCCCAGUCUGACGCCGAGCAGCAGCCAUUCCACACCCGCCUCGGCUCGGCAAACGGAUGAAGCAUCACUCGCUUCUUCGCUUUCGGUACCAAGAAUCGUUGAGGGCCAUGAACAAUCACCACCGUCAGCGAUAACCUUUGUGCUUGAUGAUCUGGCCUUGCUACAUCACUGGACCUUGUCGACGAGCUUAGAAAUUGUCAAGUCCCCCGCUGGAGACCAUUAUUGGCAAAGGACGUUUCCACGGAUCGCAUUCCAACACGCCUUCGUGAUGCAUGGAAUUCUUAGCCUGGCAGCGCUGCAUCUCGCCUACAGACAUCCCGCUGACAAGCGGCGGCUUAUCUGCAUUGCCGCCUAUCAUCAUAACAUAGCACUACGGGGAUUUCAGCAGGGCAUAAACCAAAUGAGAGAUGACAACAGCGACGCGUUGUUUGUUUUUUCGUCGUUGAACAUCGUGUAUGUGUUGGCUAUCUUUGGCCCUCUCUGCGAUAACUCUUCUGCCGACCGCAAGUCCCGCAUCCUCGGAGAUGGAUGGAUUCCAGCGAUACGCGGCGUCGACGCUGUGCUGCAUCCUGUAUACGAGAGGGUCUGCCGAGGACCUUUGAGUAACUUGACAGAGAUCGGCAAUUGGCACAAGCUUGAUCCAAAUGAGCAAUCAGUUGUUCAUGACGACCAUUUUCGCAGUAUACAGGAGGUAUGGGGGAGCAAUAAUGAUGCACAUAUCUACGACCAGGCGCUCUACCUGCUCCGGAAAUGCAAUGCCUACAUGAGACAGUUUGAGACUAUGAGCAGCGAGGCUAGAGCUGAAUGGGGAUAUAAUCAGGAUUGGUCUGCACCAUACAUCUGGUUGCACGCGACUUCCAAGGAGUACCUUGAGAUGCUACAACAGCGACAGCCCCCGGCUUUACUGAUUUUUGCGUAUUUCGGUACUCUGGCAUAUGCUUUAGAUGGAUCCUGGUUUAUGGAAGGUUGGGGACGAAGCAUAGUGGGUGUUGUCAAUGAACUAUUAGGAGGAUACUAUGACCCAUGGAUGAAGUGGCCUAAAGAUACUGUGAGUAUUGAUGACUGA